AUUCAAUUACCAGUCUUACAAAUACCCUUCGCUGAGAGGCACGAACGAACACGAUGGACGUGAAUGCAGCUCUCCUAAUUGCAAAUCUUGCUGUAUGGCCCGUCAUCGUGGUAACAGUGUUGACAAUGAUCUUAGGCGGUUGUUUAAGAAUGGCUUAUCGAUGCUGUUUUCAAAAGUCAACGCGACAUUACAUGGUGCAAUUGAAGGAUUAUGGACGGGUAAACAGAGACCAAGAACACAGAUUACAAAAUGAUGAUGAUGAAGUUGACGAAAAACUGACGUGCGAUAAGAAUGACCAAAGGGCAAGUGAUACAACCAACCAUGACAGUGAUGUAAUAGACAUAGACCGGUUACAGUUACGCGUUACAAGCUAUUCCUCUGAAGAUGAAAGUCUGACUAAUGACACGAUGACGGAAGAUCAGACAGAGACGAAGUUUGAGAACACACAGCACGUUACUGAACUUGAAACUACAACAGAACCAGUGUACCCCAAAUCUAAUUCAACCGCUGAUGGACGUGAUGGCGGUGGGCCUGAUGCAAGGAAAGAUAGGCCCCUUCACCCAAUUCCUACUCCAAGGUUGAAAAGCAGUUCCUCAAGCGAACAAACAAGAGAACGCACCAACGCAUCCUCAGAAGCGAUAUUGGCACAAAUGGCAGAUAGGUUCGAGAACCUUGAUAAGGACGACGUAUUUCCAUCGAUGCUUGCUACUCGUACGAAAACGUUACCACCAUCUGUAUCCAAGGCCUCUAACGACACGAAACCCUCUUUGGGGCCACCACCUCUCCCAACGACGCUGCCAAACUGGACUCGAAGAGGCAGGAAGCCUCCAGGAAAUGCCUUACAAAUGGAGAAGGCAGGGGCUGAAGAACUGCAUGGAGAUAUUGGAGAGGAACUAAUGGAGAAGGCGUCAAAUACCAAGAGAAAACCAACACCACCGAAAACUGUACCGCUGAUGCCACUAGCAAAGUGUCCAAUGGAGAAGGAAUGCCAGACUAUAUCUGUCCGAAAAAACUCCGUGAAUAGGAGACCAACUGCACCUCCCCCAUCAGUACCAAACCUUGCAGGAAAGAAUCACUUUGAGAUUACAGAAUGCAGCUCAUCCGGUGCGGAGGGUGGAGGUGCAAUCUCGCGAGAAGAGCCUACAAAUGCAUAUGAUGAAAUAUGCGAUGAACAAUUACAUGGUGCUGACGCUGUCAUAAAUCAUUAUGAUGCCAUAGAAGACCACUUGUAUGACUGUAUCGAUGAUAUGCCACGAUGCAGACGUAGCGGUCAUAGGCCAAACCUAGCCAGACAGAAGGAUGUGUUUAGAACUGAAGGACUUGAUGAUACAGAAGUUGUUAAUCCUUUCUAUGCGGGGAGAUUGGAAAGGUCAUUUAAAAGAAAGAUGAAAGGUCAAGAGAAUAACCCAUAUGCUUCAUUUAUAGUAGAAGAUAAGGCUGAUCCAGGAAAUGAACAGAAAACAUCCAGCCCAGAUCAACGGAUGAAUCCUCGCGGACAUAUCAGCCCAAAGCAUCAGGUUGAUGCAAUGGCUUUUAAAGCAGAGCCAUUUCGAAUUUCUCUGGAUUCUGGUUAUCUGACCGCUAUUGCAACUCAUCCCUACAACCUCCAUGUGUCUGGAUACAAGAGAGAGACAUCCAAAGAAGGAUCAUCUGAAACUGAUCGGCCUGGGAAUGAACCAACCAGUGUAGAACCUGACGACAUACCACUGAAUGAUCAAGGUACCCACUACGUGAACGAAUGUAUGGAUGUAGAUAAGGCACCUACACAUCCACCAUUAGCUGCCAAAGUAAAGGAAAUCAAAACAGAGGAUGGACACUAUGAGGAUUUAUUAAGUGACUCAUUUGUUGCGAGCAAUAAAUCAUUGAAACCUUCCGUACCUCCUAAACCGAAACCCGACAAGAGAUAUUCAUAGAAACAAUGCUUGAUGUAUGUCGAGCGCACAUCCGGACCUAUGUAGGUUUUGGCUGUAACUAUUCCUUAGACAAUAGAUGGCCGUAAACAGGAGGCCAUUGAGGAUUUCACGAAAUUGCCAUUUGUUUAACUGAAUAGUUAUGAACUUGUUUGUUGAUUAUGUCGCACUCAGUACUAGUCCACCUAUAUGACGGUGGUAUGUAAAUAUGUUAAUAAUCGUGUCUGAACCAGACUAUUGAGGGAUGGACAACAUGAACAUAUAUUACGCAAUUGUGGUACGAUAGCAUGCAUUCACCAAGUCAACAAGCCUGACCACCCGGUCCCGUUAGUCGCCUCUCACGACAAGCAUGGGUUGCUGUAGAUACAUCUAACCAGGAUCGUCAUGGGAGAUUUGUGUUCUUGGAUAUUGUUCGGAAGGAGCAAGAAAUAUGAAAGAAAUGUGAAGUUGUCGUAUCACACUUCUGCGUAUGUUGCAGUCCUGCAAAUUGUACAUUGGUUUCCCCCAUUUGAAUGUCAACCGUAUAUGUUGGGACGUGAGCGUAGUGACCUGACCGUUCGUUAACCAUUACAACAAUCACUUGGAGUAAGGGGACAUUAAGUGUUUCGCUAAAAUAGGUGGAUUAUAUCCAUUUCAAGUAAUGAUGUAUGUUUCAUUAUAACAAAUACUUAUAUCAUAUUCUCUCAUCUACCUUGUAACUCUGUAUUCAUAGAAAAAACUUACGAAAACAAAUGCUAUAUAUGGGUAUUUUUUCAUUGCACUGUACAUAACGUUUAAGCUUGUUAUAGAAUAAAGUCGAUUCUUAAUGUUG
Messenger RNA from Haliotis rubra (blacklip abalone), 2721 nucleotides. RefSeq lists its product as uncharacterized. The transcript has 3 exons. The record is from RefSeq and is a predicted model, not a curated record. Lineage: Eukaryota; Metazoa; Mollusca; Gastropoda; Lepetellida; Haliotidae. The coding region runs from base 54 to 1913 and encodes 619 amino acids.